UAUUUAAUAUAUCGAUCUGUUGUACCCAUCCCGAGACUAGACAAAUCAUUUUUUAGGUUAUGUAUCUCAGAAGCCGAUGGAGUUGAAAUUAUUUUUAAUUAUAUUUUGUGUUUUCCUCAAUAUAAUGUAUUAAAUUAAACGCGAAUAUAAUAUAAUAAUAUUCAGGCUAUAUCAUAGUAAGAUAUCAUGGCUAACGGACCAAUCGCUGAACGAAAUAGAGAUGCAACAAUAUACGUUGGAGGUCUCGACGAUAAGGUUUCCGAAUCUUUACUGUGGGAACUUUUUGUUCAGGCAGGUCCACUAGUAAACGUUCAUAUGCCGAAAGACAGAGUGACUAUGAUGCACCAAGGGUACGGAUUCGUCGAGUUCAUGGGCGAAGAAGACGCCGACUAUGCCAUAAAGAUUAUGAACAUGAUAAAGUUGUAUGGGAAACCUAUACGAGUAAACAAAGCGUCGGCCCAUCAGAAAAACUUGGAUGUGGGAGCGAAUAUAUUUAUAGGAAAUUUAGAUCCGGAAGUGGACGAAAAAUUGCUGUACGACACGUUUUCAGCCUUUGGAGUUAUACUUCAAACGCCUAAGAUAAUGAGAGACCCGGAAACCGGCAACUCCAAAGGCUUCGCCUUCAUCAACUUCGCCAGCUUCGAAGCCUCCGACGCCUCGAUUGAAGCCAUGAACGGCCAGUACCUCUGCAACCGACCCAUAUCGGUGUCAUACGCCUUCAAAAAAGACUCCAAAGGCGAAAGACACGGCUCGGCAGCCGAAAGACUACUAGCAGCUCAAAACCCACUCUCCCAAGCAGACAGACCUCACCAGCUGUUCGCCGAUGCACCUCCGAUGGGCAUGAUGGGCAUGGCCAUGGCUCCUCCACCUCCUCCUGUUAUUUUAGGGGGUCUUAUGCCUAUGCCUCCUCCGACGCCGGCGAGUAUGGCGCCUCCACCACCGCCUCCGGUGCCUCCGCCAUCGUCGUUUCCUUCUGGGAUUCCCCCGCCGCCUUUGCCUCCCAGUCAGCCUCCGCUGCCGCCUGGAGCGCCGCCUAUAUCCGCUGCAGGGGCAGGUGGAGCGCCUCGGCCUCCAUUGCCUGCAGGAGGGAUGCCGAGGGGGAUGAUGCCUCCGCCGCCGCCGUGGCAGGCUGGAGGGAUGCCUCCGCUGCCUACUUCAGGACAAGCAGCUGCUAACAGCAAUUUCCCGAACAUAUUCCCACCUCCGCCGCCUCCAGGAGCUAGGCCUCCGCCCCCCAACUGGAGACCGCCCCCUCCGCCAAACUUCGGAGGGGCACGACCUCCGUUUCCCCCAAGAGGACCUCCCCCACCACCACCUUCGAUGCAGUAGCACACCAAACAUCCAUACAGCGCAUGUGUGGAAAUACUUAAAUUACUUGGUAUUCUUUGUAUAAUUUUUUCUAUUGUUUAUCAACCAAAUGGAAUUAUAUUAUAAAUUAUGAAGUACUAAAAUAUAAGUAAAUAAAUGA
Sitophilus oryzae (rice weevil) is the source of this 1468-nucleotide messenger RNA. RefSeq names its product splicing factor 3B subunit 4 (gene Spx). Gene Ontology annotation, biological process: positive regulation of mRNA splicing, via spliceosome. NCBI's taxonomy places the organism in Eukaryota, Metazoa, Arthropoda, Insecta, Coleoptera, Curculionidae. Gene Ontology annotation, cellular component: U12-type spliceosomal complex; nucleolus. Gene Ontology annotation, molecular function: RNA binding. The coding region runs from base 187 to 1329 and encodes 380 amino acids. The record is from RefSeq and is a predicted model, not a curated record. The transcript has 5 exons.